Messenger RNA from Cicer arietinum (chickpea), 1008 nucleotides. RefSeq names its product CASP-like protein 2B1. The record is from RefSeq and is a predicted model, not a curated record. NCBI's taxonomy places the organism in Eukaryota, Viridiplantae, Streptophyta, Magnoliopsida, Fabales, Fabaceae.
CUUAACCAGAUGUCAGAUCCAUUUAUUGAGUCAUUUAUGUAUAGGUUGAAGUGCCUUUUUCUUACUAACCUUCUUCUCUCUCCUACCACCCUCCAAUUUUGACCACUUGUCACACUUUGCAGCAUUCCACUUAUGUCUCAUCAUCACUAUUUUAGUUUCUAUAAAAUAUAAUUUUGUUGUCUAUAUAAGUACUUAAAAGUUGCUUUUCAUCUUAUACUGUUGUUUCUUUUGAGUCUUUAUUUUAGAGGAAAAAUGAGUUAUUUGGGUGUUGGUGUUAGUCCUGGGAAUGUUCCAGUAUAUCACAGCUCAAACAUGAAAGUUUUGGAUAGGAGGAUUAGGAUAACUGAGUUGGUUUUGAGGUGUGUCAUCCUUUGUUUAGCUCUUCUUGCAGUUUUUCUUGUGGUCACUGAUUCACAAGUUAGAGUUUUUUUCACCAUUGAGAAGAAAGCUAAAUUCACUGACAUGAAGGCUUUAGUGUUUUUGGUAGUUGCAAAUGGGUUAGCUGCUGGCUAUUCCUUAAUUCAAGGGGUACGUUGUGUAGUGAGUAUGAUUAAUGGAAGUGUACUCUUCAGCAAGCCUUUAGCUUGGGCCAUUUUCUCUGGUGAUCAGGUAAUGGCAUAUAUAACAGUGUCUGCAGUGGCAGCUGCAGCACAAUCUGCUGUGUUUGCAAAGCUAGGCCAGCCAGAGUUACAAUGGAUAAAGAUAUGCGACAUGUAUGGAAAAUUCUGCAACCAAGUUGGGGAAGGUUUAGCUAGUGCUAUUGUGGUUAGCCUUAGUAUGGUGUUACUUUCAUGUAUUUCUGCUUUCAGUCUUUUCCGUUUGUAUGGUGGUAGCAAAAUUAAAAAUGCAUAUUGGUAGGUUAGAAUGAGUUAUGUAUAUGUAGUAGUAGUAAUAGUGUAAGUGAAUGAUGAGUGUGAUAUGAAUAUGACUAUGAGAAUGCAGUUACUGUAAUGAUCUAAUAAAAUGCUUGUUCAUUGAUGUCAGUAAAGUUGAAAGCUCUUUGAUAUA